This is a messenger RNA of Malania oleifera, 1599 nucleotides long. RefSeq names its product putative MO25-like protein At5g47540. NCBI's taxonomy places the organism in Eukaryota, Viridiplantae, Streptophyta, Magnoliopsida, Santalales, Ximeniaceae. Bases 311 to 1336 code for a protein of 341 amino acids. The transcript has 11 exons. Gene Ontology annotation, biological process: intracellular signal transduction. The record is from RefSeq and is a predicted model, not a curated record. Gene Ontology annotation, molecular function: protein serine/threonine kinase activator activity.
GGGCAGUAACGACCAACCGCUGAUCUAUAUUUUAAUUUAAAUAAAUAAAUUAUAGUUUUAUUAUGUUUAAUAUUUAUAUUUAUAUUUAAUAUUUAAUUCCCUCGUUCGUUCACAGAUUGGGGCAAAAAAAUAAAAUAAAACAAAGCAGUAAAAUAAAAAAUAAAAAAACGUUUUGAGUGCUUAUCCGGAAUCACCCCUUGGACGCACAGUGAGAGGGAGAGAGGGAGAGAGAGAGAGAGAGAGGAAGCUACGUCAGCCGCGGCGGCUCUCGCUCGAGGUGGCGCCACCGCAACAGUCGAAGACGACGAAGAUGAAGGGUCUUUUCAAGUCCAAGCCCCGCACGCCGGUCGAUGUCGUCCGCCAGACACGAGAUCUUCUCAUCUAUGCCGAUCGCGGCACUUCGGAAGCCCGCGAAAGCAAGCGCGAAGAGAAGAUGGCUGAGUUGGCUAAGCUCAUCCGAGAGUUGAAAUCAAUUCUUUAUGGCAACGGUGAAUCUGAGCCAGUUCCAGAAGCUUGCGCACAGUUAACCCAGGAAUUCUUUAGGGAGAACACUCUGCGCCUUUUCAUUAUCUGUCUUCCAAAAUUAAACUUGGAGGCCCGUAAAGAUGCCACUCAAGUAGUUGCUAAUUUGCAGCGGCAACAAGUUCAUUCACGAUUGAUUGCAUCCGAUUACUUGGAAGCAAACAUUGAUUUAAUGGAUAUUUUAAUUGCUGGUUAUGGAAACACUGACAUGGCUUUGCAUUAUGGUGCGAUGUUGAGGGAAUGCAUACGUCAUCAAAGUGUAGCAAAAUAUGUUUUGGAAACAGAGCACAUGAAGAAGUUUUUUGAUUACAUACAACUUCCAAAUUUUGACAUUGCCGCAGAUGCUGCUGCAACUUUUAAGGAACUCCUGACAAGGCAUAAAUCUACUGUAGCUGACUUCCUUUCAAAGAAUUAUGACUGGUUCUUUGCUGAAUUUAAUUCAAGGCUUCUGGAGUCUACCAAUUACAUUACCAGGCGACAAGCUAUCAAGUUGCUGGGAGACAUGUUACUGGAUCGGUCAAACUCUGCUAUCAUGACACGAUAUGUGAGCUCAAGGGAUAACUUGAGGAUUCUUAUGAAUCUUCUUAGGGAGUCAAGCAAGAGUAUCCAGAUAGAAGCAUUUCAUGUUUUUAAGUUAUUUGCUGCCAAUCAAAAUAAGCCUCCUGACAUUGUUAGCAUACUCGUUGCAAAUAGAAGCAAGCUUCUUCGCCUGUUUGCUGAUUUCAAGAUUGAUAAAGAGGAUGAACAGUUUGAGGCAGACAAAGCUCAAGUGGUGAAAGAAAUUGCUGCUCUUGAGCCUAGGGACCGCCCAUGAGUAUGCUCUGCUUGUAUGUGCAAUCUCAUCUAAUGCUUCCUUACCCAAUUUGUGAAUUAUAUAGUUUGCUUCGUGCUGAGAAGUGGUCUCAUUGAAUCUGUGAGAAAGCAUAUCCAUUCUAUUUCCCCCCACCCUACCUCAACCCUUAAAAAGAAAAUUAUAUAAAAAAAAUUUAUGUACUUUGUAAUGCUUCUCUUGUGUAUUUUAAAUAUUACUACUCCUGUACAAAAAUGAAUAUAUAUAUAUAUAUAUAUUUAUUGCAA